Schistosoma curassoni is the source of this 486-nucleotide messenger RNA. Lineage: Eukaryota; Metazoa; Platyhelminthes; Trematoda; Strigeidida; Schistosomatidae. The record is from the annotation of a GenBank genome assembly.
AUGUCUAAUUAUUCUGUUCUCUCCCUGAAAGUUUGUUCAGAGCAAAAAAUUUGUGAGACAUGUAUUAAAGCAUCCACUUUAAAUGAAAAAUGUUACUGGUGUCCAAUUGUCAAUAAAUGUAGUCAUGGAUUUGAUAUCCACAGGCCAAUAUGGAUGUUAAAAAACUGUUAUAUUAAAAACACUACAAAGUGUCAAGUGUCAACCACUUCAGUGUACAAACAGGAGCAUGCUCUGAGCAGCAUGCGAACCACUGAGUAUUAUUCAAAUAUUUUUCCUAACUACAGCUUUACAAACUAUGCAAAAACAACUCCUGAACUAUCAACAACAAAUUCAUUAAACUCUAAAACCACGAAAAAUGGAUUUCGAACUAACCAACUUCCAUCAUUUAUUUGGAAUAAUAAGAACCUAGACAAAAGUGAAGAAAAAGAAAAGAAAAAUUCCAUACACAAAUGAACCAAGUUCACAAUCCAAUCAGCUUAAAUGAAU